Messenger RNA from Zerene cesonia (dogface butterfly), 5314 nucleotides. RefSeq lists its product as uncharacterized. Gene Ontology annotation, biological process: protein desumoylation. Gene Ontology annotation, cellular component: cytoplasm; nucleus. Bases 143 to 5110 code for a protein of 1655 amino acids. NCBI's taxonomy places the organism in Eukaryota, Metazoa, Arthropoda, Insecta, Lepidoptera, Pieridae. The transcript has 28 exons. Gene Ontology annotation, molecular function: SUMO-specific endopeptidase activity. The record is from RefSeq and is a predicted model, not a curated record.
GUGACACACACGCCAUAAUGUAAAUUGCUUCUAGGUUUGGCGUUUGAGUUAAUUUUUUUACAUUUUGAUGUUAAAAGUUAACUUUUAUCGUAAAUGUAUGGCAUUUAAAAUGUCCUCAGUAAAAAUUGGGUAAUUGUUUGCCAUGGCUCAAUAUUAUCAAAUAGCUGUUGGCCAAGGACAUUCAUUGACUUUAGAAGAUUUACAAAGAUACUGCCCUAAUAUAUGUUUAGAUGGCAGAAUAGUAGUUAAUCAAGAUGAUCAGCAGUAUGCUCCACAGCAAGUUGUAGUCCAACAAGCAGAUCAACCAAAUGAUAUUAUAGUUAGUGAAGGUGUUCAAGUUCAGCCUCAAUUAGUUGUUGGAGAUGGUUUACAAUAUCAACAACAAUACAUCAUUAGGCAUGACCAACCUCCACCACCACCACCUAACCGACCUGACUUUCAACAACAGCAAUCACAGCAACAGUCCCAACAGACACAUCAACAACAGACAUUGCUUAGACAUCAGGUGUACUACACUUCUAAUUUACCUGUAGACGCUCAGGUUGUGUUGCAACAAGCCCCACAGAUUAUUGAUGCAUCAUUGAUGCAACAGUCAUCUUCCCAGCGUCCACAACAUAUGGUGAGCCCCGUGCACGUACUGUCGUCGCCAUCGGUAUUACAUCCAGGUCAGCAGCCACCGCCUCAACCGCCGCCCCCACCACCUCCUCCACCACCGCCACCACCACCUCAACAUGGACCCCCGCAAAAUCAAAAUCAACAACAGCCACAGCUGGCAAGGGCAUCACCACAGCUUUUACAACAACUUCAACAACACCAGCAACAAAUCCAAUUCCAACAAUUGCAACAGCAACAGUUACAACAUCAACUUCAACAACAGCAACAACAACAACAUCAACAACACAUGCAGACUCAACAGAUUCAGCAUCAACAAGUUGUAAUGCAAACAGCAUAUAUCAAUCAAGCUGGCAAUCCACGACAAGCUCCACCGCGACUGUUGAAUCAAGCAUUAAGCAACCCUAGUGGGGUGACUCUAGUUCGUACUCCAGUAAGGACUGUUCGACCAAGACGACCAGCCUUACGAGCAACUAUGACUCCACCCCCGUUGCAAGUGCCUGCUAGACUUCUCAAUCCUCAAAUAUUACAACAGCAACAACAACAACAACAGCAGCAACAACAACAGCAACAACAUCAACAACAGCAGCAUCACCAGUUAGCACAACACAUUCUUGGUCAGCAACAGCAACAGCAACAACAGUUAAACCAACUCAAACUUACACAACAACAACAAAUUAUACUUAACCAAAGUCAACAUGGUCAACAAGCACGCAUAAUCACUCCACAGGGUACUAUUGUAACGCAAUGUAUCAGUCAGUCCCCUCUCUCGAUUCACACAGCACAAUCAAGCCAAAAUAAUGGACCUCUACCUCAACAAAAUACUUUAAAUGUUGCUCAGCAACACCCACCUAACCAGCAGUUACAGCAGAUUCAACAACAACAGGUCAAAAAAGUAGUUGUACAACCCAAUAAUGCCAAUGAUAUGGAUGAUCUCGAAGAAAGUAUUACAGCAGCAAUAGUUCAAAAAUCUAUCGUUAAUGAGAAUAUAAAUUCGUCGCAACAAUUCCACACGGCUCCGCCGCUGCGACAAGGACCAAGCACAGCGCCGCCUGCAUCUAUAAAUUCUGGAAUGCCACAACAUCAAAUAAAUUUUGUGCCCCAACAUAAUUUCCAACAGAAUCAAGUUGUUUAUGAAAACUCUCACGUGCAACAACCACAGCAUCAACCCCAAACUAUAACUCAAUUAUUAAUGGAGCAAGAUAAUCCUGAUGAGGAACGGCAGUUUUUCACGUUGUCGAAUGGUCAGAGGAUUACCGUCGCAGAGUUUAGGCGGAUACAGACGUCGCGCGUUAUGUCGCAACAGACUUCCCGAGUUAUGUCCCAACACAUUCAUCAACAACAGCUCCAACAACAGCAACAGCAACCAAGGGAUACUGGCCGCCAGACAUUAGUUAAAAGUAAAGAACAACAAAGACCAGUGCAAAGAGUACCUCCAAUGCAGACACAACAACAAGCUCCACACUCUGAAAACCAUGAAGCUGGUGGUCCAUCUGAACAAUCUGCAGAACCUCAAUCCGCAAAGAUGUUAAUAUUUCUCCAAAAUGGAGAGCAAAGACUAAUAACAUUUACACUGCCAAAGGAAAGUUGUACACUUCAAGAAGUUUUGGAACAGGUUAAUGUACCAUUUACAGAAGAUACUCAUAUACAAUGUAUGCAAAAUACCAGUAGUGAAAUUGAUUAUUUUGUAUCAGUAGGUUCUACAACACGUAUAGAAGAAAUGGUAGAGAAUCAUCCGAUGUUAGUGGGUGAUAUUAGCAGUAGAAGUUCUCCUAAUGUGACAACACAAUCUCAAAAUAGUGAAAUGUCCACACCAGAGAAAGGACCUUGUCCUGACAACUCUAACAACAGCCCCGAGUCGCCUAAAUCACCUCCUCCACGCUUUGUAGAUGGGAAACUUGCAGUUUGCAAAUCUUGCGGUUAUACUGGCUUCGAUUUUAGUCGUUGUCAACGGUGUAAAAGAGUUUUCACAGAAGAACCGAAAAGUGUUCCAUUGGCAAGUAAAAAUGUAGAACAAAAGAAGAAAGAUACUGACAAACCAAAUCUAGAUAAGCAAAUAACUUGCAGUGAAAGCAUUAAGAUGAACCUGCUCAAAACGUCAAUCAAAACGUUUAGUAAUAAAACUAUUGUACCAGAGAAAAAACCUGGAAGAGUAAGAAAACCAAGGGGAAAGCAGCCUGAUCCUGAACCAGUUAUAUUAACAUUAAGUUCUGAUGAAGAAGACUCAAAUAGUUCAAUGCUAAGUAAUCAGAUGGAACAGUCAGCAACUAUGAAAGAACCAUCACUGAGUGAAAUAGAAGGUGGAACACCAGACAGUGGCAUUGGAUUUGAUAAUAUGGAUGAUGAAAGCAGGGAAGAAAUAAGUCAAAAUGUAUCAGGAAUUGUGGCUUCUCUAAAUUGUAGAACUAUUAGAAUUGGUUCAUAUAGAUAUACACCAAAGGAAAAGGUUUACAUAUCAUCUAGAGGUAUAAAGAUUGUUGCUCCUUCAUUAAAAAAUGAAUCUAAAGAAGUAGCACUCCAAAUCCAAUUAAAAGAAGUUGUUAGGAUACUGAUUCAUUUUGGCAAAGGACUACCGGUUAUUUUUCUGUACACAAAAAGCAAAUGUGGUGUUUAUAUAAGAAAAAUGUUGGAUAUGGUUGAGGACCUAGGUCCAUAUUAUAAUCCAAUGUCGAAGAUAGACCCUUACAAAAGGAUAACCUUAUUACCUAAUGUUAUAACUGAUGACACUAAGGCUGCUUUGAAGAAUUUAUUUGGCAAGGUUAUGGAUGAGUUGAAUGCAAAAGAAGCUAAUGAGAUUCUGGUGCGAACAUGUCCACAAGAAAGUAAUAAUAUUUCAAAGAUGGCAACAAGAUCUACAAAUGCUUCCAAUGUGUCUGGUGGGAAAAGUUCAAAUCCAGCUGAGAUCAGACAAAUUUUAAUAUAUCCUCCGGGCAAAGGUGGUAUUCCUAUAAAUACAGAAGACUAUAUGUGUUUAGCCCAAGAUCAAUUCUUAAAUGAUGUAAUAAUUGAUUUCUACCUAAAACACUUAGUUCAUGAUGUAUUAACCGCCAGUCAGAGAGAAAAGACUCAUAUUUUUAGUACUUUCUUUUACAAAAGAUUAACUACAAAACCAAGCAAAGUAAAUAAAAGUUCAAAUCCACAUGAAUGGGAUAGCAGUUUGACACCAGCACAAAAACGACAUGCCAGAGUCAAAACGUGGACAAAGAAUGUUAAUAUUUUUGAGAAAGACUUCAUUGUAGUUCCUAUUAAUGAAAACUGCCAUUGGUUUGUGGCAAUAAUAUGUUUUCCAAGUUUAGAUGGUUGUCGUAGUAUGAUUGAUAAUAGAAUUGUCACCCCACAAGCAAUAAGGCGAAAAGAACGUAAAUCAUCUAUGCAAAUAGGAAGCACAACAAUUACACCUCUAACAAAACAGGAACAACUGACAUUGAAUUGUGACUCAGAUAAUUUAAGUGAGCGGGAUGAGGCUGAGGCUGAAGAAAGUGACUUAGAUAUGCAGUGUGAUUCAGAUGAAGAUGAGACAGAAAAAACGGUGGAAAAGAAGCCAGAUCUACCUGUCGUCAGAAAGAAUGAACCAAUAAAACACCCCUGUAUUUUAAUUUUUGAUUCACUUGCUGGAGCUUCAAGAUCAAGGGUUGUAGCUACUUUGCGCGAUUACCUGACUUGUGAAUAUCAAGCAAAGGUGUCAAGACAUAAAAUUUUUAAUAAAGACAAUAUCAAAGGGAGCUGUCCCAAAAUUCCCCAACAAAAUAACUUUACAGACUGUGGUUUAUAUCUUUUACAGUAUGUUGAACAUUUUUUUAAGGAUCCAAUAUUGGAUUAUGCUCUGCCCAUAAAACAAUUGGCAAAUUGGUUUGAUGAAAUUGUUGUAACAAGGAAAAGAGAAGAAAUCUCAAAUCUGCUAAAAUCCUUAAUGCACACAUACAAUCCAGAUUCGCAUUUAACAUUACCUGAAAUCACAUUCCCUACUUUAAAUGGCAAAUUGAUUGAAAAUGAAGAUCAGCAAGAAGAUGGUCCUGAGAAUGAAAAGGGUGGGUCAAGCAAAGAACAAAAAGUUGAAACUAGAAACUCAGAAGGCCCUACAUUAACUUUUUUAAAGCAAAUGCCUACUGGAGAUAUUUUAUUAAAAAGAAACUUUGCUGAUUCAUCAGAUACAAUACAUUUAAGAAAGACAAUAAGGCUUUCAAGUGACUCCGAAAAUAGAUCUGUGGUUCAUUUUAAACCAGAAUUUAUAAAAAAAGGUGAUAAUGAAAAUCAAAUAACAAUAAAAUUGCACUCUAGUGAUUUGGUUAAAGACAUUCAAAAUACUUUAAUAGUUAAUAAGAAUAAAACUAUGGGUGAUAAAAAACAUGGUGUACAUAAUCAGAAUGUAUCCAAUGUUAAUUGUGUUCGUCAGAGUGUUAGUGAAAGUGAGAACUCAUUUCUUAAAGCAAGAAGAAUAAACAAACUUGAGGAUUUAGUGACUGAAACUAGUAAAAAGUUUAAAAAGAAUGAAUUCUGAACAGUUGUCUGUCCACUUUACCCACUAUUAAAUUAUUUUUAAUUUAAUAAAAUGUAUAGUUGUUUUAUGACUUUUGUAAAUAUUAGUUAAUGCUAUUUACUUUUUAGACAAUGUAUGUAUCUGUUUUAUAAAUAUUAAUGUAAAGAUUUAAAGUUUAAAACUGUAUAAUACUAGCUUCUGUAUUAAACUGGUAGAAGAAAUAUA